Molecule: messenger RNA, 2117 nt
Organism: Synchiropus splendidus (mandarinfish)
Lineage: Eukaryota; Metazoa; Chordata; Actinopteri; Syngnathiformes; Callionymidae
Gene: btd
Product: biotinidase
Exons: 5
Coding region: 201-1763 (520 amino acids)
Molecular function (GO): hydrolase activity, acting on carbon-nitrogen (but not peptide) bonds, in linear amides
Source: RefSeq, a predicted model, not a curated record
UUACAUGCAGAGACCAGGACGAUUAUCUUCGUUGCGACCUCACGUAGGUGUCUAAAUGUAACUCUAGUAAACAAAUAAUGGUAACCCGUUUAUAUAUGGAGCCUCGCUGCGACGCAUGUACAGCGACACUUUCCCACGUUAACCUCUGACCUCCCUGGUGAUAGUGUUUAGUCAGCGCUCCAGCUUUCCGGGACGAAACCAUGUUUCUGCGCGCUCUGUUUUUCGCUGCUUUGACUCUGUCGUGGAGUCAAACAGAAGCCUCUCUUGGGUCCACGUACACGGCGGCGGUGUACGAGCACCACCCGGUAUUGAACCCGCAGCCUUGGCUCGCGUCCUCCCGCCUGGCUGCUCUCCAGCACGUGAAGAAGAACCUGGAUCUGUACGAGGAGCAGGCGGCUCUGGCGGCCCAGCAGGGAGCACAGAUCCUGGUGUUCCCAGAGGACGGUCUGCAGGGCUUCAACUUCAGCCGCUCGUCCAUCUCCAGCUACCUGGAAAGCAUUCCUGACCCUCAGCAGGAAACCUGGAACCCGUGCACGGAGCCCGGGAGACACGACGGCACUGAGGUGCUGCAGAGGUUGAGCUGCAUGGCUCGACGGAACGGCAUCUACCUGGUGGCCAACAUGGCCGAUGUACAGCCGUGCCCUCUGCCGUCUGACCCCUCCGCUCCCUGUCCUCCCGAUGGCCACUGGCAGUUCAACACGAAUGUGGUCUUCAGGUACACAGUCAAAACUAGUGUGACUCCAAUGAUGUUAGUUCCCUGCCUCUCUUUCUCACGCAGUUCUGAGGGCGUCUUAGUCGCUCGCUACCAUAAGAACAACCUUUACUUUGAGGCGGCCUUCGAUGCGCCGCCGCGGCCCGAGGUCGUCACUUUUGAAACGCCGUUUGCGGGGAAAUUUGGCCUCAUCACGUGUUUCGACAUCCUGUUCGACCAGCCCACGUUAACGUUGCUGGAGCAGGGCGUCCGUCAGCUGAUCUUCCCUGCCGCCUGGAUGAACCAGCUUCCUCUCCUGGACCUGAUCCAGUUCCAGCGAGCGUUCAGCCUCGGAAGCAACAUCACUCUGCUCUCACCCAACAUCCGGAGUGAUGCGCUCCUCAUGACAGGAAGUGGCAUCUACUGGCCGUCCGGCGCCGUCUACCACCACGCUCGGCUCGGGGACCCCGAGGAAGGGAAGCUGCUGGUGGCCUCGGUGCCGGUUCUGGAACCACUCGGGCAAAACACCUCAGAGAUUUACUCGAGUCCGGCCCCUGGCUACUGUCGCAGAGACGGCUGCCCCGCCUCACCGCCGUCCUUCACCUCCACCAUGAUGCACGACCCGUUUAAGUUCGUGCUACUCAGUGACCUGCAGGGAGAACUCGGCGUCUGUGACGGCGCCUUCUGCUGCCACUUGCAGUACACGCUAUCGCCACAAGAGGGCGGUCGAGAGCUAUAUGCGUUGGGUGUCUUCGCGGGAACGCACACAGUCAACGGCAGAUACGCCGUCCAGGAUGGUUCUGGAGCAGCCCGAGAACCUGGAGCGGACAGCAGAAGGCGGCGUGACCAUGAGACACGGCAACAUGUCGGCCGGUCUGGUCACCGCCUGCCUGUACGGACGCCUGUAUCACCUGGACCGGGACGGUCAGGACGACGGCUGAAGAGUAGAGGAAACACCAGUGUAACUCACCCGCCUUCAAACUUUGUGUCUCAGAGUGAGACACAGAAGCUCAGUCAGAGUGAGACAUCAACAGUCUUUGAGUCAGAGUUUAAUAAUGAACCUUCACCUUGAAGUCGAUACAAAAUCUUGAUCACAAGAACUGUGAACUGCAAAUGUCCAGCGGUUGUCAGACUCGAAUGUAAGAAAUUGUUGCUGAUGCAUCAGGUUUAUGCCAACUGGAACCAACCUUGUGCCUUGAACGAGCCUCAGACAUGCUGGACGUUCCAAUAAAAGUAUUAAAACUGCUGACCUGUCAAAAUGAAACACACCGCUCACAUGCACACUUUUGUUCGUACAACCUUCGAUGGCAAAGUGUUUCUAUCUGAGCCUGGAAAACACGAGUCAGCAAAUCUACCACCAUACAGCAAGCUUGACAUUGUGUGAGCAAAACAUUAUUAAACAGAUUGAAUGAAAUCCCAGUUUUAA